CAGAAAUCGUUAAAAAUUGUGGCUGCAGGUGUAUUUUCUAUGAAGAUGAUCUGAUUUUGACAUCGGAACAAUUUUUCGACGUACAAUUAGCACUCUACAUGAUUCAACGACAAUAACUUACAGGAGUCACCUUGACUACUCAAAGCAGCCCCAGUCAGCACUUCAAUUAGCGAAAACAGAAGUGUAUAAAACAAACGAAUACAUUAGCUGCCAAAGUGGACAUAAGAAAAGUAUCAUUGAGCGCCCAUAAACUUUUCUGAUCCACGGUUCUCCCCUCUGCAACGCAUGGACUACGACAUUUCGCAAAAAUGCCAGGUUUUCCAGUCAGAUUUUGAGGUUAUUUUUGGAAAAGAUGGUGUGGAACAUCCAAAUUCUUGUCAAACACUCGACUACGUGAACAUCCAGUGGGUAACGACCAUCUAAAUAUCAAAAACUCAAUUGCUAUUCAAAGACCAGCCAUAGGCAGCUAUUAUGUUAAUGGACUCCAUGACAAGCUUUGUCAAAAUGAAAACUGCUAUAGUCCAAAUCAAGAACGUCAAUGUCGAUUUUGCGGCCAGAGUACAGAUAACUACACGCAUCUACUUUCACUUCGAACCAAGGUGUUGCCACGAGAACGCGUGAUACUGCUACUUUCUCAUAGACUCAAAACUCUAUAGACUUGAAAAUUUAAAACAUAUUUGUCUCUUUAUAGAUAUGUUAUAGUUUAUUUAUUUAUUUAUUCAUACAAAUACACGUCUAAUUCUGAUAAGCGAAAAUCGUCUGUCUGAUUUUCGUUUUUUCAGUUGUCGUGAAAAUAAAAAUUGUUACCUGUCAUGCAUACCUAAAUCGAAAAUUUAAAAAUAACCAUGUUAGUCGAAACUGGCCCCUCCGAGUUCGUCCAUUUUGGUAAAUAAGACCCUUAAUCGUUAAAAUCAUCAGAUCGUACGUCAAAACUGCUCCAGCUAAAGCUCGUUGGUAACCUGCAUCUUCAGGUCAUUCUGUUCGAUUGGCGUAUUUAAUUGUAUCGCAAGUCGCGCAAAGCUUCGCUUGGUCUGCGUAAGUGAAAAUUUUUUUGCUCCUUUGAUUCUUUCAGGCUACUUUGCUACAUCGUUGAAGGUGCUUAGUUCGAUUGUUACAGAUAUUGCUAUGAUAAAUUUUUGAUUAAGAAGUCAUGUUAUCGUCGGAGAAUUUUACUAAAAUUGACGAAGAAUUUGAUUCUUUGUUGCUUCAAAUCAAACCCUAUGUGAUGGGAAUGGUUGAUAAAGAUGAAAGACAAAAAUGUGCUUCCUGGAUCAAAAAGUUGUGUCAGUUUACUGAAUCCUCAGCAUGGGAAAAGAAAAACAGGAAUAGUUACGCUCAACUGCUGUUUCAUUUACUAAAACGUGGAAAUUUGAAUGUUGGUGUUUUUGCGCUGAAUCCUCCAGAAGGUGCAUUAGAGCUAAUGUCGACGUCGUCCGCUCAGAGCUAUUUGAAUCCUACGCAUGAAGCGCUUAAAGCAGCAUCCUUCGCAGCAGCGAAUGUGAAAAGUAGUACACCGUCAUGGGUUGACACAGAACUGAAUGACACAACAGCUUCUCAUCUUGGACGUAGAAGCAACAGCCCGAAACGCACCACAUCUCUGAGGUAUGACCGUGGCAACUACCAGUCGUCGGGAUCAUCGGGUGUGAACAAUUAUCGAGGAUCGGGAAACAAAACACCUGAAUUGAAUACUGUAAGCGAGGCACAGCCGGAUUAUUACGACUAUAGCAGCUCUCUUUCUUGGAAGUACUUAGGCUCAAAUGCCAAUCGGCCAUCGUCUGCAGCCAGUGUUCCGAUAGGUAGAGGAGACAUCUAUGAUGGAGAUCAUGAAAUGACGUCAUACAAGGGUGUGGCCCAAAGUAUGGUGGAUGAGGCUAAACGGCAGUCGAUUCAUAAGUUGCAUGAACAAGAGAUUCAAUCUCAAAAGAAGACUUACGACUCAAAGCUUUUGGAAGAGAAGAAAAGUCUGGAGGCUCAGUAUGACAGGGAACUGAAAAGACUUGUGGAAAAGAAAAACGAAGAAGUGGAAAUGACACAUGCUCAGUACAGAAAAAAGAUAACAGAAAUGGAAUCGAAGACAAAAGAACUAGCAGGAAAACUGACAGCUUUAACGCAAGAGGCAGACGCAAUGAAAAGAGGCAAAGAUCGCCAGAUAGCAGAAAUCAAGAGUCUCGCUCACUCUAACCUCGAGACGCUUCAGAAAGAGUACGAAAACAAAAUUGCAAACUUGAACUCACAUUUUGAAGAAGAUAGAGAGAGGCUGGAACAAGCACAUGCAGACAGUAUUCAGGAGCUGAUUGAUGAUACAAAUAAGAGGUUGCAUAAAAUGGAACAUGAGUAUACGCAGCAACAGACGACCACAGCUAAGCUAGUGGAGGAGUUGGAAUCUCGUAUCAAUUCUCUCACAGCCGAUAUCGAUCGAACGAGAGAAGAGAAAUUUGACCUUGAGCGAAGGAACAUGGAAUUGGAGUACGAGUGCAGAACUCUGAACGAUGGAUUCCUGGAACUGAAAACGAGACUGGAGAAGUUUGAGCACAAGUACAUGGAUACAGUGGACUCCAUGCGGAAGGACAAGCAGGAGACAGUGAACAAGUAUGAGAACAGCUGUGAGAGUCUGAAGAAGACACAUGCGGAGAAGGUGGAUGAUAUGAUGCAGAAGAUAUGUGACAUGGACGACAGAAUGCUGGAGAUGAAGCAGAAACUACAGGAUGCUACCCUGGAUGCAGAUCGCAAAAUCAAAGAAACGCAAAACAAUGCCAAGACUGAACUCCUCAGCUGUCAACAGGGCUACGAGAAGAAGCUUAAAGAGCUGCAGCUCAACUAUGACCUUGACGUGAAAGAACUGCAGUCCAAAUUGUCCAGAUGUGAGGAAGGCGUGAGCGAAAAGGAUACUGAGAUUGAGAAGUUGCUACAAAUGCACAAGAGAGAAAUGAACCAAUCACAGUCGGCCUUUGAGAAAUUCAGAAAACAGGUGGAUGCUUCGCAUAAUCAAGUUUAUGAAGAAAUGAGACGACAGAUAGAGAGAAUAGAAAGCGAUUUGAACGAAUCUAAAGUGACCAGAGAACAACAGGCGAGUGAGUAUGAGAAGUCCCUGAAUGCUCUCCGAGGGAAUCAUGAGAAAACAAUAGACGAGAUGAGAGCGAAACAUGAAGAAGAGAAGGCCAAGUGGGUUAAGGAUAUGUCACACGAGCGUGAACAGCUGAGUGCGAAGCAUGAUGAAAGUCUGGAAAACCUGAGAGUGAAGUUGGAACAGAGGAUUGCUAAUAAUGAAAUCGCACACAAGACUGAAAUGAAGAAACGUGAGAAGUAUCUGUCUGAAGUGGAGUCUACUAGAGACAAACUGAGAGAGGAGAUUAAUGAGUUGGAGUCAGUGAGGAAGCAGCAGUUGAUGGAGGUGGGGCUGAAGAUGGAGCAGCUGAGGACCAAGUUUAACUCGGACAGGGAACUCAUUGCGGCCAAGUGCAGAACUGUAGCCGAUGCAGAGAGGAAAGACUUGGUGGAAAUACACGAAAGAGAACUGAAAGACAUGCUGCUGCGAAAUGCUGAAAAGGAGACGCAAAUCGAAUCGGAAUGGAGAGCUAAACUCAAAUACGCCGAGGAAAACAACGCGCAACUGCAAACAGAAAUUGAAACAUGGCGCAACGAGGCAUUCAGGGAACAACAAGAACACGAAACGAAGAUAGAACAGCUUAUGAAACGAAAAAACGCAGAGCUGACUAAAAUGAGGAAUGAACACACGCAGAAGGUUAAUAAUAUUAUAAAUGACCUUGAAAGCACACAGUUCAAGGUCAAGUCACUGGAGAAACGACUGAUAGAGAGAGAAUCGCAUUAUGAACAUGAGAUGAACCAACUUGUCUUAACUCAUAAUGCUAAAAUGAAGUCAAUGUUGCCGGCUUCAGUUCGACAAGAAUUAGAAGCGACUAUUGAAUCGUUGAAGUCUCAAGUUCAUUCGCUGCAGCAAACUGUUUUGAUUCUUCAGAGUGGCUCAGGAAAUAUUAGGUCUUCAUCAUCGCCGUUGCAGCUAACUGCUUAUAACCAGAAAGCUAAAUUGUCAUCCGGUAAAUGGAAUCACGAUAAAGAGAAAGAAAAUGGAGAAAACGGUUCAGAGAUUCUAGACAGUAGCUGUAAAGAUAUUUUGUAGAUGUGACAACCGUAGUGUAAAUUGAUUAAUGUCAAACCUGUACAAAUUUUACAAAUGUCUUUUUGUUUGCUUUCUAAUGGUCUUGCCAAUUUUGCUCAUAGAGGAAUAGAUGAAUCGUUUUGUAUCGUUUUCAC
Messenger RNA from Symsagittifera roscoffensis, 4272 nucleotides. Its product is annotated as centrosomal protein of 112 kDa-like. The record is from RefSeq and is a predicted model, not a curated record. The coding region runs from base 1151 to 4138 and encodes 995 amino acids. NCBI's taxonomy places the organism in Eukaryota, Metazoa, Xenacoelomorpha, Acoela, Convolutidae. The transcript is spliced from 11 exons.